AUGGUUCUGAAAAAAACUCCCUUUUCGUUCUUAUAUGAAAUAGGAUAUGCAGAAAAGACCGAUAGAAAUAUAAACGAUAUAGGGAGAAAUAAUAAUUUAGACUUAUACGAAAACAUACAAGAAUAUGAGAUUCCAGAACUAGGAAACUUUCGAAUAGUAAGCAUUUUAUUAAAAGGUUUUUCAAGUACAGUAUGUUUAUGCCAAUGGAUUCUUGACUUGAAUGAAACAUUAACAUUAUGUGAUUAUGUAAGAUAUAUAAAUAGAAAUAUUUUAAAUAAUAAUAUACAAAUCGUAAAAGGGGACCACAUGGAAAAAAGAGAAGCCAUUUCUUUAUGGCAAGAUACAACAAAUAUAAGAUCAAAGACAAAUAUGAAUACAUGUAUUUAUCCUCACAUUUUUAACAAUGCAUAUGUAAAUGUAAAUAUGGAUGUACAUUUAAAUAAUGUACAUAAUUUAAAUCAAGGAUUAGAAGGAGUAGAAUAUAUAUAUCCAAGUGGAAAACCAAAUAUAUAUAACAACAUAAUAAAUAUAAAUAAUAAUUUAGAAGGAUAUAAGAACAAAAGAGAGGAGACAAAAGAAAUAGCUCAUAUUAAUAUGUUUACACAUAGUGAUAUUAUAAGAAAUAAUGAAAUCACAAAUCAUUAUGAUCAAAUUUAUGAGCCAUAUAACAUUAUGAAAAGAAAAAACAAAGACACAUAUAAUAUACAAAUUAUGAAUUUAGUUUUAAAAAUCAAACAUAAAGGAUUAUAUUAUAAAAUAAAAGAAAUAGAACAGUUGAGAGAAGAAAUUGAAAUACAUAAAGAUUUAAAACAUACUAAUAUUCUUCAAAUAAUAUUAUGUGCAGAAGAUGAAAAUGAUAUAUGGAUAUUUUUAGAAUAUUCAUCUAUAGGUACUUUAUAUUCAUAUGUAGGUUUUAAUAUUUUACAAGAAAAACAAGUACAAAUAAUUAUAUGCCAAAUUUUAUAUGCCUUAUAUUAUUUACAUAUUAAAGGUAUUAUUCAUUGUGAUAUUAAGCCACAAAAUUUAUUAUUAUUUAAUUUUGAUCAAUCUAUUUGUAUACAAAAUAAUUUUUUAUUAUAUGACCAUACAUUAAACCAUCUCAAUAUGAAAAAAUUAAACUUUCAAAAAUUAUUCAGUCAUAAUAAUGACCAUAAGACAAACCAACAAAAUAAUGUAUUUAACAACAUUGUCAAAAUAUGUGACUUUGGAUUAUCUGUAAAAUGUGGAUUUAAUGAAUUUUUCCCUUACAGAGGUAUAAAAGGAAGUUACGGAUUUAUAGCACCCGAAUUAUUUCAUGAAUGCAAUUUUAACAAUAAAAUAGAUAUGUGGGCUUUGGGUAUCGUCACUUUUAUACUUUUGGGAGGAUACCGACCCUUUUACCCUUGCUCGAAAUUUCAGGAAAAAGUAACCUUUCAUGAAAGAUACUGGUUUAAUAUAUCAUCAGAAGCGAAAGAUUUUAUUCAAUCCUUAUUACAAAUAAAUCCAGAAAAAAGAUUAAAUGUAAUCGAGGCCAUAGAACACCCAUGGGUAAAAAAUUAUUUCAUGAACUCAUAG
Molecule: messenger RNA, 1554 nt
Organism: Plasmodium falciparum 3D7
Lineage: Eukaryota; Apicomplexa; Aconoidasida; Haemosporida; Plasmodiidae
Product: putative calcium/calmodulin-dependent protein kinase
Molecular function (GO): protein kinase activity; transferase activity; protein serine/threonine kinase activity
Source: RefSeq, a predicted model, not a curated record